CUGUUCACUACGUCAUCCAUUGAGUUUUGCAAGUGUGACGUAGCACUCUGCUGGUCCCUUUAAAAUAGGGCGGCUCUCACUAUUCUGGUCUUGUUAACGCUCUUGGACUCAUCUCUCCUAGUCAAUCCGCUGCUCACCAUCCCUUAUCCACAGAUGGGUCUACGAGCGGUUUUGAUGGUGGCUGUGGCGGCGGCGCUAAUCCUGGGGGCAUUGAUUACGGUUGAUGCCAGGUAUUUACCGACCCGACGCAGUCAAGAUGACCGCCUCGACCGCCUCAGGGAGUUACUCAAAGAUCUAUUAGAAUCAGAGGAUCAUUCAGAGUACGACCGCAGACUAUUCUACAAGAGAGAGAUGCCGCCACCCUUAUCCAUUGAGCAAUUAUAUCACCAGAACUGAAGGCUUGUUACUGAAUGGAGGAACUAUAUUAUGCUGUUAUAUUGAACGGAAAUUAUUUUCAUAUAUAUAUUGUUUCGAUCAAAACUAUCAGUUUUUCAUUGUAAAUAGUCAUGUCAUGAAUAAAACUGUAUUAUGAUUUUAUUUAUUAAGUGUUAUUUGUUCGUAUUGUAUCAUAGAUAAUUAUGUAGUGCUUACUUAUCAGUUUAUAACGUGUUACUAAAUAUCCGUUUGUUGAUGGAGAGCAAUAUCAUAUUAGUGUAACUAAUAUGGCUACUAUUAUAAUGUUUUGGUGGUGUAAUGUUGUUAAAGAAUGAUAAUAAAUUUCAAUAAAUGAUUUCUGUCAAAAAUAAA
Nilaparvata lugens (brown planthopper) is the source of this 747-nucleotide messenger RNA. RefSeq lists its product as uncharacterized. NCBI's taxonomy places the organism in Eukaryota, Metazoa, Arthropoda, Insecta, Hemiptera, Delphacidae. The record is from RefSeq and is a predicted model, not a curated record. Bases 154 to 396 code for a protein of 80 amino acids. The transcript has 3 exons.